Messenger RNA from Cavia porcellus (domestic guinea pig), 2279 nucleotides. It is a transcript of the gene Tlcd3b, whose product is annotated as TLC domain containing 3B. The transcript is spliced from 5 exons. The record is from RefSeq and is a predicted model, not a curated record. Gene Ontology annotation, molecular function: sphingosine N-acyltransferase activity. Gene Ontology annotation, cellular component: endoplasmic reticulum; membrane. Gene Ontology annotation, biological process: lipid homeostasis; ceramide biosynthetic process. NCBI's taxonomy places the organism in Eukaryota, Metazoa, Chordata, Mammalia, Rodentia, Caviidae. Bases 696 to 1523 code for a protein of 275 amino acids.
CUCCGCUCCCCCCAUCUCUGUCGCAGCCACCGCUGUGGCUCAGAGCUGCAUGGGAGACGCCGCCGCUGCAGGUCCGGUUUCUCGGUGGUGUCUGGUCGGUGCCAUCAUCACCCCCUCCCGCCCUCCCCAAGCGGGUGGCUUCCCCUCCCCCUCCCCCUCUCCACGGGGGGGCAGGGGGCUGGGCACCAAGUCUCUAAUGCCAUGUGCCACGGCGGUGCCGGGCAGCGAGCGGCGGCAGCGGUGGCGGGAGAAGGGUGCUGACUGCUGACCACUUGCCCAGCGCCCUUUGGCGGCCUCCCCCAGGGCUGGCACCACCACGUUUCCCCCAGCACCCCGCCUCCUCGGGCCCUCCCCGCCUCCCCACGUAAGCCCCCCCACCUGCCGCGCUCUCCCUCCCCUCCCCCCUCCUGUCCCCUCUGCUACCGGUCCUCUCACCAAGUCCUCCCGGUCGCCUCGCUUUCCACCCUCUCAUCGCUUUCUGCCUCCCUGCUCUGUCCAGCCAGCCCCUCUCCAAGUCCCUUCUCUGUGCCCUGUCCGGCUGCCUGUCCCAUCCCCGCCCUGUCCCCUUUGUGCCCCUUCCUCCCUCUCUCUCUCCUUCCCGGCUCGGUGUCUCUUCUCCACCGCUACUUCCCUCCAGUCUGGCCUCCCUGCAGCCCCUUGGCCCGGCGGUGUCCCCGUCCGAGUCCCGAGCCACCAUGCUGACCCCAAUGGUGGCUGGGGGGGUAGUGUUCCCCGGACUCUUCCUCCUCUCCAAGAACGCGCUCCAGCGGCUGCCCCAGCUGCGCUGGGAGGAGGCUGACGCGGUCAUUGUCUCAGCCAGGCUGGUGUCCUCUGUCCAGGCCAUCAUGGCCUCCACUGCUGGCUACAUCGUCUCCACCUCCUGCAAGCACAUCAUUGAUGACCAACACUGGCUAUCCUCCGCCUACACACAGUUUGCAGUGCCCUACUUCAUCUAUGACAUCUAUGCCAUGUUCCUCUGCCACUGGCACAAGCACCAGGUCAAAGGGCAUGGAGGAGACGACGAGGGCCCCAGAGCACUGGGCAGCACCUGGGCUGUGGUGCGCGGCUACCUGCACAAGGAGUUCCUCAUGGUGCUCCAUCAUGCCGUCAUGGUGCUGGUGUGCUUCCCGCUGUCUGUGGUGUGGCGACAGGGCAAAGGAGAUUUUUUUCUAGGCUGCAUGCUGAUGGCAGAGGUCAGCACCCCCUUUGUCUGCCUUGGCAAGAUCCUCAUUCAGUACAAGCAGCAGCACACACUGCUGCACAAGGUGAACGGGGCCCUGAUGCUGCUCAGCUUCCUGUGCUGCCGGGUGCUGCUCUUUCCCUACCUGUACUGGGCCUACGGGCGACAUGCUGGCCUACCCCUGCUCGCCGUGCCCCUGGCCAUCCCAGCCCACAUCAACCUAGGCGCUGCGCUGCUCCUCGCCCCGCAGCUCUACUGGUUCUUCCUCAUCUGCCGUGGGGCCUGCCGCCUCUUCUGGCCCCGAGGCUCCCGGCCGCCCUCUCCCUACCAGACCCAGGACUGAGUGGGGAGCCAGGGACGCUCCCCACCCGCACCCCCAUGGGGACAGAGCUCUGGGGCUGAUGGGUGGGGGCUGGGAGCCAGGGGCCCCUUGCCUUGACGGCCCCAAGACUGACAGAUGAACUCAGAAGGAAGAGGGCACAGCUACCCUCAAAGCCAAGGAUGUGGCCAGAUGACCAACUGGAAGACAUGUCUCUUCUCCAGACAGUGCUGGUGACCCCUUCCCCCUGCAGCCCACUUUGUGCUGGAUCAGCAAGGAAAGGGGAAGGAUGUGUACUUCCCACCUGUUGAGGCUGGAGAGCCUGUGGGGAGAGAAAGGAAACUCAGGGGACCAGGAGUCAAAGAACAUGGGGGUAUUCCUGCUGCUAAGGACAUCCCAGCCCCUCUGCUGCAAGCCCUCUCUGCUCCCUACUAUAUGGGAGGGAGAGGACACCCCAACUCUCCCUGUGGGCCUCACAAGCCCAGCUGCCCCCACAGCUCUUCUGUGGGGAAUCUUAUUUAUUUUAUUUAUUUGCCCAAGUUCAAACUAAUUUGUUGUGGGGGGAGGUGGCUGCUACCCCUCUCCCUGGCCUUCCCAGUGCUGAGCAUCCCCUGGGCAGGUGAGGGCGCCCAGCCCUUCCCUUUAGGCUGCACACCUUGCCCUUGGGCCCUGGCAUGUCCCUGGUGCUACAGACCUCUCAAGGCUUCCUCCAGUCUGGGGUCCGGAGACCCUGGGAGGUGCUUUACAGACUGCUAAUAAAGACGAUCUGCGUGAAAGCCA